Aspergillus wentii DTO 134E9 is the source of this 1425-nucleotide messenger RNA. RefSeq lists its product as uncharacterized. The transcript has 4 exons. The coding region runs from base 1 to 1425 and encodes 474 amino acids. The record is from RefSeq and is a predicted model, not a curated record. NCBI's taxonomy places the organism in Eukaryota, Fungi, Ascomycota, Eurotiomycetes, Eurotiales, Aspergillaceae.
AUGGCGGGACCAGAUGAUGCGAGUCACCUUUUGAAUCACUCGCAGCAGGAUCUUUUAUAUGAUGAUGAUGGGAUCUCGCUGCAGCAAUUAGAACAGGGCAUCGUCUAUACCGGAACCUGCUCCAAUGCCAACCAGACAGCGACUGGAUUACAUGUUAUGAUUAACAUUUUCGUCAUCACAAUCACAGCUACCAGCAGCUACUGUGGUCAAGUCCUGUCUGCUCCGUCGAGAAAGGAGAUUGACUAUGCCCAUUCACGCCGAGUGUUAUCGAUUGGUUCGUCCAGCCUGACCAAUAUCUGGUAUAACUCCUUCGUCUACGUAGCCAUGGGCGCCAACGACUAUGGAGUAGCGGCUGUACCUUCGAAUUUUGCGACUCAGAAUGCGAAUACCGAUCUCACAAUGACGUAUAACGUCCAUCUAACUUCACCAGCAAUUUUGGCAUGUCAGGGGAGACUCUACGAGAUGAGAUCGCCUCUGGGCAGUUCGAAAAACUGGAUCUACUUGGUUGCUGUCGGCCCGAGUGCAAUCGGCAAUAUCACGGCGUGGACAUGCGUUCUGCAGGAAAAUGGUGAAAUCACAACCGACACCGGUGGUUAUGUCAAGGGCAUAGCGUGUGUUCCUAAGAUUGACCGCGGGCUUUACAUCGAUGAGGAUGGUAAUCUCACCUGGUGGGAUGGUUAUACCGUCAAUGAGCAGCGUGUCGAUUACUGCCUCAGUUACAAAAUCUCGCCACCCUGCCACUUGGGAUGCAGUCUGCCCAUCGGCUUGGUCGUGCUGGUCUGUAUUGGAGUCAAGUUCCUCUGUAUGACGUUUGCAGACUUGGAUCGACGGAGGGAGAUCUUCCUCACGGUUGGAGAUGCCAUAGCCUCUUUUCUGGAUCGCGUCGAUCCCUUGACGGCGACUAAUUGCCUUAUGGAACGAGGGAACAAAGGGCGCAAAAAGGCCGUCACGACUGCGUUUGUGAAUGAGUAUCCGUGGUCGUCAAUCUUUUUCAAAGGACGUCCGAUGAGCCAAUCUGCUCCUCCACAGCCGAAGAAGCUAUCCCAAGUGAAACGGCGAUGGUUCACGGCUCUUCCGCCGCCGCUGUUCUGGAUAACGGUAUUCGAAUCGCUGUUCAUCCUAGCUGUGAUCACCUUUCUCUGCCUGGUGAGCGAUCGCCUCGUAGGCUCCUAUCUCACCAACGUCAACCAAGAUGGCCUGUCUGGCUGGGAUAAAACCCUCGGCUCCAUCUAUCACACCCAGCUACAGCCAAUCCGUGGCGUAGGUUUCAUCGGGACAAUCCUCAUCAUGAACUGUCCCCAGAUUCUCAUCUCGCUCAUAUGCACCAUCUUUAACAAUGCCCUCACUCGUAUGCUCUUGGCCGCCAAAUACAGCACCUACGGCCUGCAGCGCAAACCCCUCCGCGUCUCUCCAACUGGCGACUAG